This is a messenger RNA of Osmerus eperlanus (European smelt), 642 nucleotides long. RefSeq names its product retinoic acid receptor RXR-alpha-B-like. The annotation marks the transcript as partial. Gene Ontology annotation, biological process: negative regulation of transcription by RNA polymerase II; response to retinoic acid; retinoic acid receptor signaling pathway. Gene Ontology annotation, cellular component: nucleus. The transcript is spliced from 5 exons. Lineage: Eukaryota; Metazoa; Chordata; Actinopteri; Osmeriformes; Osmeridae. Gene Ontology annotation, molecular function: nuclear steroid receptor activity; retinoic acid-responsive element binding; nuclear receptor activity. The record is from RefSeq and is a predicted model, not a curated record.
UGUGGAGGUGAACCAGCCUGUCCUGUGUGUGUCCUGCAGCCUAACGACCCGGUGACCAACAUCUGCCAGGCGGCAGACAAGCAGCUGUUCACCCUGGUGGAGUGGGCCAAGAGGAUCCCUCACUUCUCCCAGCUGGCCCUGGACGACCAGGUCAUCCUGCUGCGGGCAGGUCAGUCUGGAGGCUACACACACUCCUCUCUCUGCCUCUCCUCUCCUGGGAUCCUGCUAGCGACAGGGUUGCAUGUGCACCGCAACAGCGCCCACACCGCAGGGGUGGGAGCUAUCUUCGACAGGGUGUUGACGGAGCUGGUGUCGAAGAUGAGAGACAUGCAGAUGGACAAGACGGAGCUGGGCUGUCUGAGGGCCAUCGUCCUCUUCAACCCAGACUCUAAAGGCCUGUCUAACCCAGGGGAGGUGGAGACUCUGAGAGAGAAGGUUUACGCGUCCCUGGAGGCCUACUGCAAACACAAGUACCCAGACCAGCCUGGCAGGUUCGCCAAGCUGUUGCUGCGGUUACCGGCGCUGCGUUCCAUUGGGCUGAAGUGUCUGGAACACCUGUUCUUCUUUAAGCUCAUCGGGGACACGCCCAUCGACACCUUCCUGAUGGAGAUGCUGGAGGCUCCGCACCAGAUGACCUCAUGA